Messenger RNA from Micropterus salmoides (largemouth bass), 2279 nucleotides. Its product is annotated as epoxide hydrolase 1-like. Bases 300 to 1670 code for a protein of 456 amino acids. Gene Ontology annotation, molecular function: epoxide hydrolase activity. The transcript has 9 exons. The record is from RefSeq and is a predicted model, not a curated record. Gene Ontology annotation, biological process: epoxide metabolic process. Lineage: Eukaryota; Metazoa; Chordata; Actinopteri; Centrarchiformes; Centrarchidae.
UGGUGUUUCUACAGUUCCCACGGCAAAUGUUGAUCCUCUCAUGUUUUCCUUUAAUACGCGUAGACUUAAAGCGUUACCUUAAACUAAUAACUCUGCUGCUCCUGUUGUUCCAGCUAAACUUAAAGAUUAAGUUUGUGAUUCAUUUUAAGGAGAGUGGGCGAGGAUAGUGGGGAAGGAUUCAAGGAAAACUGCUAGGAAUCGAACGGGACCAGCAGGGCAGCUGUGGCGGAAACGUGGAGCUUGCGGAGAACAGUCCUGUAUUUCUCCAUCCAUCCUUCCCUGUGCAGACGCUGAGCAGCAUGUUCACAGAGGUGCUGGUUGCUCUGGUGAUUGGAGGACUGAUCUUCUUCCUGAUUCAGAGGAGCAGGACCCAGGUUCUAAAGACAGAGGAUGGCUGGUGGGGACCCGGGAUAACCCCUGAUGGUGUGGAGGACGUCACCAUCCACCCCUUUAAAGUAACCACCAGUGACGAAGAGCUGGAGGACCUAUACCGAAGGAUAGACCAGACUCGCCCUGUCCCUUCACUAGAGGAUAGCCAGUUUAAUUAUGGCUUCAACUCUCAGUACCUGCAGAAGGUGGUCUCUUACUGGAGAAAUGACUUUGACUGGAAGAGACAAGUUGCCAAACUCAACCAGUAUCCCCACUUCAAAACCAAAAUCGAAGGCAUCGAUAUCCAUUACCUGCAUGUGAAGCCCAAGAAGGUGCAAGAGGGAACUACUGCAAUUCCUCUGAUAAUGGUUCACGGCUGGCCUGGCUCCUUCUAUGAGUUCUAUGGAUUGAUCCCUCGGCUAACAGAACCAUCAGACCCAGAGGACCUUGUGUUUGAGGUGGUGUGUCCCUCCAUACCAGGGUACGGUUUUUCUGAAGCGCCACAUAAGAAAGGUUUUGAUUCAGUUUGUGCGGCACGCAUCUUCCACAAACUGAUGAAGCGUCUGGGCUUCCAGCAGUUCUACGCUCAUGGAGGAGACUGGGGCUGGCUGGUCACCACCAACAUGGCCCAGCUGGAGCCCAAGACAGUCAAAGGCUUGCAUGUGAACUUUGCCCCGCCCUCCAAGCCAGGGUUGCCCAUCGUUUUAUCCAUCAUGCUUGGCCGUCGUUUCCCUCAGCUGUUUGGCUUCACUGACUUAGAUAUUCAGCGUCUCUUCCCCUGCACGGAGAAACUGGUGGUGGAGCCCAUCAAAGAGUCCGGCUACAUGCACAUCCAGGCCACCAAGCCUGACACCGUGGGUCGAGGACUGAAUGACUCUCCAGUGGGUCUGGCGGCAUACAUUCUGGAAAAGUUCUCCACGUGGACGAGCCAUGACUUCAGGAACCUGGAGGAUGGAGGACUCACCAGGAAGUUCUCUCUGGAUGAUCUGCUGACUAAUGUGAUGAUCUAUUGGACGUCUGGCUGCAUCGUCUCCUCCAUGAGGUUCUACAAGGAGAACUUUGGCAAGGGCCUCAACCAGCCUCACUCGAAGAUGCCGGUGUACACCCCCACCGGCUUUGCCUGCUUCCCCAACGAGCUGAUGCACACUCCCAAACUUUGGGUUAAACAGAAAUACCGUAAACUCAUGACCUUCACGCACAUGGCCCGCGGCGGCCAUUUUGCUGCCAUGGAGGAGCCCCAGCUGAUGGCCGAGGACAUCCAGAACUUCACUAAGACGGUGGAGAAGAAGGAGAAGAUAUAAAAGGGGGUGUACUCACAGACAGAUAAAUAAACUAAAAGUAUGAUAUAGGAGUAUUGAAAGCCAGAUGGAUGAAUGGAAAUAAACUGGAACACUGUGGUGAGCAGCAGUAGUAGACGUGGUGAUUCCAGAUAGAGAAGUAAGCCCUGUGUUUCUCUAUGAGGUGGAAUACAUGACAUAGUAUAGCUCUAUCAGUGAAAGUCCUGAUCGUACUUCUUCAGGAUUAAGCCAGUCUUAGGCAGUAUAAAGUAAAAUAAUAAAGAAGUAUAACAGACAGAGCAAAAGGUGAAUUCAUUGGAUUUGUUGACCGCAAAUUGUGGCAAUUCCUUAGUUUGCAAUAGAAAUGGACAGAUAGUGAGAAGACCUGGGUUGUACAGUAAUAACAAAAACAGAUGUUACUUUUUAGACGUCUAGGCCUUUCACUUCUAAACUCUUAAACAGUACACACUUUUAACAUGAAGAGCAUAUUUUCACAGCCUUUAAUACUAAUUCAAAGUACUAUUUAAGCUAUAUAGAAAAUGUUGUAAAAAGGUUUCAUCACAGUGUGUCAGUCACGUGCUGUGCUGUGGGCUUGAUCAGCAGCCACAUCACUAGUCCCAGCAAAACCACAGC